AUGAACCAGAACACUUCUGUAAGUACUACAGAUGAACUUUCAAACCCAACAAAAAUCCAUAGUAUAAUUAUAGCUAAAUGGUCCAAGUAUUUAGUAUCGAAAAAUUUUGGCUACAACAAGAAUUAUGCGUUGUUGGUUUUCCUAUUAAACAACAACAAUGAAAAUUUUUUAACUUAUGGAAAGUCAUAUUCCAAUUUAAAACAAGAUUAUUACGAUAUAUUUAGAAUACCUCAAAAUAGGGUUAACUCGGAAUCACAUUACACUUACUCAUAUUACCAUUAUAAUUACUAUAACCUACUUAAUAUCACAAAUAAAGAACCCUCCAGUAAGAAUAUGAUUGUUUGUUUUGAUAAUGAACAAACGCAGUAUUCGUACAUUUCCAAAUUAAAUUAUUCAAUAUAUCCCAAAAUAUUACAAUAUACUAGGAAAGACGCUAACAAAAAUGAAAUAACAGAAUUGACUCUUUUUGAAAUAAAGUUCAACCAUCUCAUACAAAACUUUCAAGAAAAUUAUUCCACUGGCACAUUGACUGAUUCUGUUACACAAGCUUUUAAAAUUUUACUUCAGGAUUACAUUUACAGGAUUUUCCAAAUACUCUUAAGAAAAAAAGACGAUUGGAGAAAGCUGACUUGUAAUUGGCCCAAAAACUUUAAUCCACCAGAUUAUUGUGAAUUUAUAAGUUUUAAAAUUAAAGCUUUUUUAAGAGAUUUCUGUAAUAUAAGCUUUAACAUCAAUCUUUAUGAAAAUGGUUGUUGCAAGAAUCUUUCUGCUUUUGCUGUUCCCGAUUCGUUUGUGCAUUGUAUCUAUCCAGAAAUAGCAAUUGGAUAUGGGAUUUUAGCAGAUUUUGAUAAAGGAGUAUUAAUUUUUUAUAACUUUCUACAAACUAGCAAAAAAAUUAACACUACAUGUGCUAUAGAUAUACUCAACGACCCGGUAUAUACGACAUCCAAAAAAAUCAUUUUAUUUAUCAAUAUGGCUAUCAUAGAAUAUUUCAUUCAAACACAGGCCUAA
This is a messenger RNA of Saccharomycodes ludwigii, 1011 nucleotides long. RefSeq lists its product as uncharacterized. The record is from RefSeq and is a predicted model, not a curated record. The transcript has a single exon. Lineage: Eukaryota; Fungi; Ascomycota; Saccharomycetes; Saccharomycodales; Saccharomycodaceae. The coding region runs from base 1 to 1011 and encodes 336 amino acids.